This is a messenger RNA of Mus musculus (house mouse), 2686 nucleotides long. RefSeq names its product NSA2 ribosome biogenesis homolog (gene Nsa2). The record is from RefSeq and is marked validated. The transcript is spliced from 6 exons. Bases 170 to 952 code for a protein of 260 amino acids. Lineage: Eukaryota; Metazoa; Chordata; Mammalia; Rodentia; Muridae. Gene Ontology annotation, cellular component: nucleoplasm; nucleolus.
AGACGUCACGGAACUGCUGUGCGGCGCUUGCGCUCCACUCGGCCUUCUUAAAGGACUACCCUUUCCCGUCCUGGGCUGAACGAGGCAGGCUCGUGGACCAGUGACAUCCAGAAAUUAAGAGUUUUUUGAGACCCGGGAGGUCGCGGACCGGUGCUCCGCGGCUGUCAUCAUGCCACAAAAUGAAUAUAUUGAAUUGCACCGCAAACGAUACGGAUAUCGUUUGGACUACCAUGAGAAAAAGAGAAAGAAAGAAGGUCGGGAGGCCCAUGAACGUUCAAAGAAGGCAAAAAAAAUGAUUGGCCUGAAGGCUAAGCUCUACCAUAAACAGCGCCAUGCCGAGAAAAUACAAAUGAAAAAGACUAUUAAGAUGCAUGAGAAGAGAAACACCAAGCAGAAGGAUGAUGAGAAGACGCCGCAGGGAGCAGUCCCUGCCUAUCUGCUGGACAGAGAGGGCCAGUCGAGAGCAAAAGUCCUUUCUAACAUGAUUAAGCAGAAACGGAAAGAAAAGGCGGGAAAAUGGGAGGUCCCUCUACCCAAAGUUCGUGCCCAAGGAGAAACAGAAGUAUUGAAAGUUAUUCGGACAGGAAAAAGGAAAAAGAAGGCAUGGAAGAGAAUGGUUACUAAAGUCUGUUUUGUUGGCGAUGGCUUUACAAGAAAACCACCGAAAUAUGAAAGGUUCAUUAGGCCCAUGGGUCUACGUUUCAAAAAAGCCCAUGUCACACACCCUGAGCUGAAAGCUACCUUUUGCCUGCCUAUUCUCGGUGUGAAAAAGAAUCCAUCGUCCCCAUUAUAUACAACCCUGGGUGUGAUCACCAAAGGUACAGUUAUUGAAGUGAAUGUGAGCGAGCUGGGCCUUGUGACACAAGGAGGCAAGGUGAUUUGGGGAAAGUACGCCCAAGUUACCAACAAUCCUGAGAACGAUGGGUGCAUAAAUGCGGUCUUGCUGGUCUGACAGUGACGUCACUCAUACACGUCAUUCCACUCACUGCUGAAGACCACACCCUGUCAGGAAAACACCGUCCCUGGGGUCUUUCUGAACCACCGAGCAGCCUUACCUCAUGUGCAGUCAUCAAGCAUUUACUAAGUUGUAAAGGAAAAUAAAACUGCCCAGUUUGACAGUUGGUCUUUAGUUUGGGGCAUAACGGUUUACAUGUUAAUAAAAUUUAGUGACUGAGUAGCCAAGGACACAGAAGCAUACUAAAAACUAUGUAUGCAGCAAUACAAGUCUGUCACAAUUGAAAAGCCAUCAGAAUAGUUGAAAGUUCCUGUAAAGGUCAAGUAUUUUCCAUUGUGUUGCCAUUAAUCCUAAAAUGUGGAACAUUUUAAACACAUGGUAGUGUUUAAAUUCAUAAACAAGUAGAUUAAAAGUCAUAGAGAAGGUAAAUUAGAUGAAAAGAGUGCACAAUUCAGUGCUUUCACUCAUAACUAAUACCUUAUAUAGUACUGCAGUGACCUCCAGUGUACUUCCUCCAUUUCCUAUAUUCUAAAAAUAGGGAGCUCGCUCACUACUGCUACAACAAUGUGAACAAUUGGGUUAGAUAAUUCUCCACCAUGUACCAGUGACUUGAGAUGUGGCAAUUAAUUAGAUUGAAAGGUCAUGAUUUGGGGUUAUAACUUAAAUCCACGUUCUUAAGAGUGUCUGUAUAUUAAUCUGUAAUCACCAUAUUGCUUUAAAUUGUUUAUUUUUUAAAUCUACUUUCAUAAUACAGGCAGUGUGAUUAGCUGUGCCUUUAACAGAAUCAUUCAAUGUCUAAUAUCUAAGCACAUCUUCAUGAAUGCAACUCAGAGGAAAGGAAAUUUAAAACACAAGACUAGAAAACAAUCACAAAACACAAGUUUAAUUACUAUUUUAAACAUUAAGGGGGAAAAAAAAACCCUAGCAAAGAAACAAACCAUAAGUUCUCCAUAAGACUUGGUAUUCUGAAUAUUUUUUUUAAAGUUUUUAGAACAUACAAAGAUAUUAAAGGAAAAGGCGGGCCUAGUUCCUUGGAAAGGACUGACCAGGAAAGGCAGAGUGACUUCACUUUCUUAUAAUUAGAUUUUAACAUUGUCUACCAAUCAGAACGGGCAAUGUGUAUUUAUCUGCCUGAGUUACGGUGAAAGGAAGCCUGACUCCAGGUGAUCAGUGGCUAUUGCUGAAGUACAUUUGCUUAUUUUUUUUUUUAGGAUUGAAACUAGCAAACUGUCGUAUACUAAAAAGUCAUGGGAGGAAGUAUUAAAACAAGCAUGACUUCUGUAACAGACCACGCCCAGAACCACCAGAUUGCAAAUGGACAUCAAAGCAAAAGCUGCUCUCUUCAAAUAGUUACAUGAGUAGUAUUAGUACAAAUUCCUUAUUUACAUCAAAAUCUGUUUCAGUUUGCUGGUGUGACCACAGCUUAGGUAAUUCCAAAGGAGAAGCAACUUCAGAGAUGUUUAGUUGGUAGAAGGGCUUAAAGGUCUACUAAAGUCACAAACCACUAGGUAACACUACACUGGUCACCUGUUCAAAGUAGACCAUUAGUGACUAGAAGUCCUCCUUAGCCUCUGCAAAUCAACGGUAAAAGGAAAGUAGACACAAAGUGGAAGAAUGUGAACACACAGAGAAGACUGACAUUCUAAGUCAUGCCAUUUGAUUUUAUUUUAAAAAAUCAUAAUAGAAUCUCUUUAAAAGUUUUAAAGGAGCUUUACAAUAAAAUUCUUAAAU